AUGAAAUGUAAAAUAUUCCUUCGGCCUCCAUCUUAAAUCUACGUCACUCGCACACGACGCUUGAAAAACAAGUUUUCAACUCGCACACAUUACACAAACUCAGUCAUGGUAUAAACAUGUGUAAAACAACAUUUAAUUCACGAUAAAUAUAAAAAUAUUUACCUAAAACAUUAUCUACGCAUGUAAAAAAUAGUAAAAAAAAACUAUAAACUCGCUGUGAUAUUUUCCAACAUUUACCGCAACAUAACCUCAAAACCGUAUGUCCUUUAAAAAUUUGGCAACAUUUAUUAUUUAUUACAACACACCUGUUUCUACCUGAAUCCUUUUAAAAACCCUUUUCUCUACCUGUGCUAUUUGACUAAAUUUCCUUAUGGAAAGUACUUUACAAUCAUUCAUGUUUUUGUGAUCGAAAAGGACACAAGUGCUUUUAGAUAUUUCUCUACAUUUUGGUGUUUCGGAGCUUUUAUCCAAAAUGGAUAGUUGUUGUAAUAAAAUAAUCGAUGCUAUUCGUUCAAUUGAUGUUAAUGGAGAUGAUGGAAUUAAAUUGAAUCAGAAAUUUAAAUAUAUACAAAGUGUAUUUCAAAAGGAAUGUACUAGUGCUAAACAUUUGAGAGAUAUCUUCAGCAAACUGAACGAGCAAGCGUUAAAUGAUUCCAUUUUUGCAGAACAAUUAGCAGAAUUUGGUGCAUCAAGAUUGUUUCAAACUUUGGAAAUAUUUAGUCAAAAAUUAUUACUGCUCAUGGUUAAUUUAAUGAAGGAAAAUUAUCUGAGAUUGGAUGAAAUGCAAGAAUCGAAUUUGGAUGAAUUGUUUAAUGCAACAACAUUGUUUAGCCAGUACUACAGCAAGGCUCGAUCACCAGAAGGUUUACCAUAUGACUGGCUCGUUAAGCCUCUUUUGGAAUAUUUGAAAACAUUUCUAAAUUUGAACACAAAGAGAUCAGCUAAAGAAUUCACAACACAGAUUACAUUAAAUGGUGAACGAAUAGCAAAAUCCCACCCCAAAGAAUAUGCAGAACUUUUAAACCUGUUACGUCAAAGAAUUUACUUAGACGAAUCAGAGGAUAAAUCAAUUAGAUUAUGGUACAUGUUUUGUUUAGAUUAUUCAUAUACAUAUUGUCCGUCCAUGAAUCCAAAAGUGGAGCAAUUUUAUAAUGCAUUGUUAAAGGAAUUUGUGGAUAACGAGGAAACCUCUGUUGAAAAUAAACAGACUGAAGUUAAUGGAACUGAGGAGGUUAAAAGUGAGCUAAAGAAAGAUGAUGAGAACAAAAAAGUUUUAAGUCGUAGUUCUAGUGUAGUUAAAGAAAUUAGUAGUAGACGUCCAAGUAGAGAAGAAGCUAUUAGAGCUUCUAUUGAAAAUAUUAAUAGAGCUGUAGAACAAACAAGUAUAGUUGAGCCAGAACAAAAUUCUGUUGAUAAACAGCAUACAACAGUUGAGCAUGUUACAACUGUUCAAAGUGCAGCUAAAAUUUCUGCUGAAAAUCUAAAUAACCCUUUUGAUCAAACCUCCAGGACUGAACAAGUUAAAACCUUAAGUAAAGACAAUGAUGUACCUACUAAAACAGACACAUCUAAUGAUUAUGUUAAUAAACAACCCUCGACAAAUCCUGCAGUCACUUCCAGAUCAUUCAGACCACCUAUGAAGACAGCGCAAAGUGACCGUUUAAAUGAGGCUGAUGCACUAGUUUCAAAUCUAUGCCAAAACAUUGCAAGAUGCUCCGGAGAUGCCUCAAGACAAUUUUUCAGUUCCAGAAACCAAACAAACACAAAAUCCUCUCCCAAUGGACGUUGGACUUACAAUGAUAAUGACUAUAAAACAUCUCACAGAAAUGAUAAUGAUUUCAAACCGACUCAGAGGACCGAUAAGUUCAAAAUAGAAUAUGGUAAUAAUGAUAAUGAAUUCAAAUCAACUCAGAGGACCGAUAGGUUUAAAAUAGUAUGUGGUAAUAAUGAUAAUGAAUUCACAACUCAGACGACUGAUAAGUUUAAAAUAGUAUGUGGUAAUAAUGAUUCAUUUAAACCGAAAUCAGGUGGUAUUUUAUCACCUCGUGAAAGACUCCGGUCUCAUUUGAAUAAAAAUAAACAGUCGCUGCAACAAGAGCCUCCACAGAAUGAACAAAAGAAAAAGACUAUAAAAUCUUAUUUGAAAUCCGAAGAUAUCUUCAGCAAACUGAACGAGCAAGCGUUAAAUGAUUCCAUUUUUGCAGAACAAUUAGCAGAAUUUGGUGCAUCAAGAUUGUUUCAAACUUUGGAAAUAUUUAGUCAAAAAUUAUUACUGCUCAUGGUUAAUUUAAUGAAGGAAAAUUAUCUGAGAUUGGAUGAAAUGCAAGAAUCGAAUUUGGAUGAAUUGUUUAAUGCAACAACAUUGUUUAGCCAGUACUACAGCAAGGCUCGAUCACCAGAAGGUUUACCAUAUGACUGGCUCGUUAAGCCUCUUUUGGAAUAUUUGAAAACAUUUCUAAAUUUGAACACAAAAAGAUCAGCUAAAGAAUUCACAACACAGAUUACAUUAAAUGGUGAAAGAAUAGCAAAAUCCCACCCCAAAGAAUAUGCAGAACUUUUAAACCUGUUACGUCAAAGAAUUUACUUAGACGAAUCAGAGGAUAAAUCAAUUAGAUUAUGGUACAUGUUUUGUUUAGAUUAUUCAUAUACAUAUUGUCCGUCCAUGAAUCCAAAAGUGGAGCAAUUUUAUAAUGCAUUGUUAAAGGAAUUUGUGGAUAACGAGGAAACCUCUGUUGAAAAUAAACAGACUGAAGUUAAUGGAACUGAGGAGGUUAAAAGUGAGCCAAAGAAAGAUGAUGAGAACAAAAAAGUUUUAAGUCGUAGUUCUAGUGUAGUUAAAGAAAUUAGUAGUAGACGUCCAAGUAGAGAAGAAGCUAUUAGAGCUUCUAUUGAAAAUAUUAAUAGAGCUGUAGAACAAACAAGUAUAGUUGAGCCAGAACAAAAUUCUGUUGAUAAACAGCAUACAACAGUUGAGACUGAACAAGUUAAAACCUUAAGUAAAGACAAUGAUGUACCUACUAAAACAGACACAUCUAAUGAUUAUGUUAAUAAACAACCCUCAACAAAUCCUGCAGUCACUUCCAGAUCAUUCAGACCACCUAUGAAGACAGCACAAAGUGACCGUUUAAAUGAGGCUGAUGCACUAGUUUCAAAUCUAUGCCAAAACAUUGCAAGAUGCUCCGGAGAUGCCUCAAGACAAUUUUUCAGUUCCAGAAACCAAACAAACACAAAAUCCUCUCCCAAUGGACGUUGGACUUACAAUGAUAAUGAUUACAAAACAUCUCACAGAAAUGAUAAUGAUUUCAAACCGGCUCAGAGGACCGAUAAGUUUAAAAUAGUAUGUGGUAAUAAUGAUAAUGAAUUCACAACUCAGAGGACCGAUAAGUUUAAAAUAGUAUGUGGUAAUAAUGAUUCAUUUAAACCGAAAUCAGGUGGUAUUUUAUCACCUCGUGAAAGACUCCGGUCUCAUUUGAAUAAAAAUAAACAGUCUCUACAACAAGAACCUCCACAGAAUGAACAAAAGAAAAAGACUAUAAAAUCUUAUUUGAAAUCUGAUUGUCUUAGAAUGCAUAUUGAAACCUUUGACGUUAUAAAUGAAAUAUUUGGAAAGUAA
Messenger RNA from Ctenocephalides felis (cat flea), 3613 nucleotides. RefSeq lists its product as uncharacterized. NCBI's taxonomy places the organism in Eukaryota, Metazoa, Arthropoda, Insecta, Siphonaptera, Pulicidae. Gene Ontology annotation, biological process: regulation of translational initiation. The transcript has 11 exons. Bases 473 to 3613 code for a protein of 1046 amino acids. The record is from RefSeq and is a predicted model, not a curated record. Gene Ontology annotation, molecular function: translation activator activity.